Messenger RNA from Girardinichthys multiradiatus, 3523 nucleotides. RefSeq names its product potassium voltage-gated channel modifier subfamily V member 1 (gene kcnv1). Gene Ontology annotation, biological process: potassium ion transmembrane transport; protein homooligomerization. The record is from RefSeq and is a predicted model, not a curated record. Gene Ontology annotation, cellular component: voltage-gated potassium channel complex; membrane. Gene Ontology annotation, molecular function: protein binding; voltage-gated potassium channel activity. The coding region runs from base 436 to 1995 and encodes 519 amino acids. The transcript is spliced from 6 exons. Lineage: Eukaryota; Metazoa; Chordata; Actinopteri; Cyprinodontiformes; Goodeidae.
UAGUUCACAUGUUAGACAAGGAUUCAAUGUCCUACAGCCAGGCACCCCUAAUCUAGAAAUAUUAAUAACCAAAAAGCUCGGUUGUAUGCUUAUCAGUUUUUCUUAUUUCCUCCCAAACACAAACACAUUUGAACUGAACUCACAUAUGACCUUCAAUCUCAUAGAUCUCAGAGCAAAUUAUUAUAUCUGAUUUAUUGCAGCUGAAUAUGUCAUAUUUUGUGGGACCAGGAGACUCUAUGGCAACCACCACAGAGACAAGGAGAAAGUUCAACAAGUUUGUUAUCAGGAAGGGACUGUUUCUGGAUCCAGCCAGAGUCGGGUCACAGCGGAUCAGAAUACUCAGGAAGAGACGAGCAGGAGUUUUGGAGCAGGAAAGGAUCUUCGUGAUCGACGAGCAACCAUGUCUUCACUGAAAGCAGAUCACUGCCCUAUCCCAUGCACCUUCAACACUCACAAUGCAUGCAGACCACUGCAGCUCCUCUCUCCUCCAUCAUGGGCCUCCCCACCACCUCCAUGGCAGGGCUGGAGGUCUACGCUGACAGCGCCUCGCUGGUAUCUCUGGACUCCAGUGUUUUCUUCAGUGAGAUGCCGGCCUCAUGCGUCAGAGACCCGCUCCAUGAUUUUGUCAUCAACGUCGGGGGGAGUCGGUACGUUAUGUCCCAAGAGCUGCUGGCGCCCCACCCAGAGACCAGAUUAGGGAAGCUGGCUUGCUGCAGCCGAGACUCUGUGCUGGAUCUCUGCGAUGAUGCUGACUUCCUCAAAAACGAGUUCUUCUUCGACAGAAACUCCCAAACCUUUGAGUAUGUGAUGAACUUCUACCAGACAGGUCACCUUCACGUCAUGGAGGAGCUGUGUGAGAUCUCCUUCCUUCAGGAGAUUGAGUACUGGGGCAUUGAUGAGCUCCGUAUCAACUCCUGCUGCCGGGAGCGUUACUACCGCCGAAAGGAGCAGAAGGAGUCCCUGGACGUCCGCCGAGAGUUUGACACCGAUGAUGAUGAGGAGGACUUUGUUGGCGCAGUAUGUCCAGGCCUUCGCCGGCGUCUUUGGAACCUUCUGGAGAAACCAGAAUCAUCCCAUGCAGCUCGGACCUUUGGCUCACUCUCGAUCUUCUUUGUAGUGCUGUCAGUCAUCAACAUGGUGCUCAUCUCUCUGGACUUGGAGGAGGACUUUGGAGUGAGCUGGCUUGGUGUCAGUGGGCCGCGGCUGCUUGAUGCUGUGGAGUAUGCGUGCGUCAUGUGGUUUACGGGUGAACUGGUCCUACGCUUUGUGUGCGUCAGAGAUAAGUGCUGGUUCAGUCGGCGCAUCCCGAACGUGAUUGACCUGCUGGCCAUCCUGCCGUUCUAUGUGACGCUGGCAGUGGAAAGUCUCCACGGCGGAUCCACAGAGCUGGAGAACAUGGGCCGGGUGGUCCAGGUUCUCCGCCUCCUCAGAACCCUGCGCAUGCUGAAGCUGGGCCGACACUCCACAGGUCUAAAGUCUCUGGGAAUGACCAUUGCUCAAUGCUAUGAAGAAGUUGGCCUGCUGCUCCUCUUCCUUGGUGUUGGCAUCUCCAUCUUUGCCACGGUGGUCUUUGCUCUGGAGCACAACCUUCAGGCCACCACCUUCACUAGCGUUCCAGCCGCCUGGUGGUGGGCCACCACCUCCAUGACCACAGUAGGCUACGGGGACAUUCGGCCAGACACAACAGUGGGGAAAGUCCUGGCCUUCCUCUGCAUCCUGUCUGGAAUCCUGAUCCUGGCCCUGCCCAUUGCCAUCAUCAACGACCGCUUCUCUGCCUGCUACUUCACCCUGAAGAUGAAGGAGGCGGCGCUGCGGCACGGAGAGAUGCUGAAGAGGCUGGCCCGAGGCUCCAUGGGGGAGGAAGGCCCCGUGGGAGCGGUGGGAGGAGUCAACCUGAGAGAUGCCUACGCCCGCAGCGUCCUGGAGAUGCUGCGGCUGCAGGGCCGAGAGCGGGCGAGCACCCGCAGCAGCGGAGGGGACGAGCUGUGGUUUUAGAGCCAGGAGGACAGAGUUAGGGGCCACAGAGACACAAAGAAACGUGGAACACACAGAGACACCGCCCAUAGAGUUAAUUUCAAUUAAACAGGAAGUGACAGCAGAUAGAGACGAAGCCCUUCAUCAUCAUCUUCCCAGGUUCCUCAGAGGUCUGCAGCAUCAGAGCAGAAAAGAAGGAACACUCUAAUAUCUGCACUUUUUAGUGAGUGUUUUUGGACCUGGUUCUAAUCAGGUUCUAACCUGAAAAAAUCUCAGAUUUUCCUGAACUCUAAUAGUUAUCAGUAAUAAGAAUUUAACAGUGCUGGUUCUGGUCCAGCUGAUGAAACCGUCACCAUCAAACCUCUAACCCUAAAUGAGCAUCAUAAUUCCAGGUGAGAAUCUGGAUGAACAGCGUUCCAUGUUGUCUUUGUGUUUGUUCUUCCUUUGCUCCGUUGGUUCGGAUGAAAAUAAUAAAGUCUCUUCAUGAAGCUGUUGGUCAAUCUAGGUUCCCUUCUGGCAGAUCCAGGUGUCAACAGGAUCAGACAGCACAAUUUAAACUCAUCCGAGUCCGUGUUUACGGAGUCCAGAGGAGACGCUGAGAUUCAGGACUGAGCCGUUUUCCCACAGCAAGUUCUGGCUCAGUAGAAAUAAACAGGAGAACACGAGGCAGCGCCGCUGAAGAUAAACAGUCUGUCAGAGAGAGAAGAGAUCCAGAUCCCAGUUCAAGGAUCGGAGCAUGGAAACACUGUUCUGCUCUCACUGGUGCUGUUUGAAGAACUAACACUUCAUUUCCUGGUUGGAGGUACGGAGAUGGAAAGAGAAGCAGACCCAAUCAGCUGUGAUGGACAGAACCGAUUCAGAUCCAGAUCUUCAUCUGUUAACACAAUUGAUUCAGCACGCAGCAGGUAGAAGGUGCGAUUCCAGGAAAACCAAUAAAGAGGAGCUUACAGAACCUUCAGAUCCUCUGACGUCGAGGAUCUCAAGAUGAUCAGAGUGUCGACAAAUAAAACCGGUCCAAGAUCUGUUCCUAAAACCCUCACAGGACCUGCAGCGUCCCACACCUGUAAGACGGAGGUACCCAGAGGAUCCCAGUUAGUCCUGGGAGUGAAGCAUUGGAAACACUGGCCCAGAGGAGUCCUGAAACGGUUCAGUGAUGGAGGCUGCAGAGAUCUUCUGCUACAUAUUUGGAUUAUUUUUAUUCCAAACGACUUCCAAAGUAAACAUGAGUAGGAAGGAGGUUUGUUCCGAGCUGCCAACAUUUUCCUUGUGAGUAGGAGUGAUCACCCACAGAGGCAGAAGAUUUCAUCCUGAGCAGCUCCUUCGUUUCAACGUCUUCCUGAAGCAAAGAACCACAGCUGAGAAUAAAGACCCCACUCCACCAGGAGCUGGAGCUGCAGGUGGAGGCUCUAAGAUGGUCCGGGAGCAUUGUUGUAAAUAUGAAUCUGAGAAUAUUAUUUAAUAUUAAUACUUUAAUAUUUUAUCAAAUAAUAUUUGGGUCUGUUAAGGGUUGUCCUGUGAAUACCAGCCCAGUAAGGCGAUGGUAUUAGGA